AUGAUAUUUACUGUUCAUGGUAUUAUAAUGAUAUUCUUUAAUAUUAUGCCAGGAUUAUUUGGAGGAUUUGGUAAUUAUUUUUUACCAAUUUUAUGUGGAUCCUCAGAACUAGCUUAUCCUAGAAUUAAUAGUAUAUCUUUAUUAUUACAACCUAUUGCUUUUAUCCUAGUAAUAUUAUCUACAGCUGCAGAAUUUGGAGGUGGAACAGGAUGGACUUUAUAUCCUCCUCUAAGUACAUCUUUAAUGUCAUUAUCACCAGUUGCUGUAGAUGUUAUAGUAAUAGGGCUAUUAGUCUCUGGUAUUGCUAGUAUUAUGUCUUCUUUAAACUUCUUAACCACUGUAAUGCAUUUAAGAGCUAAAGGGUUAACUUUAGGUAUUUUAAGUGUAUCAACAUGGUCAUUAAUAAUUACAUCAGUAAUGUUAUUACUUACUUUACCUGUUUUAACAGGGGGUGUUUUAAUGUUAUUAUCUGAUUUACACUUUAACACAUUAUUCUUUGAUCCUACUUUUGCAGGUGACCCAAUAUUAUAUCAACAUUUAUUCUGGUUUUUUGGACAUCCAGAAGUAUAUAUUUUAAUAUUACCAGCUUUUGGUAUUAUUAGUCAUGUUAUAUCUACAAAUUAUUGUAGAAGUUUAUUUGGUAAUCAAUCUAUGAUUUUAGCUAUGGGAUGUAUAGCUGUAUUAGGUAGUGUUGUAUGGGUACAUCAUAUGUAUACUACUGGUUUAGAAGUUGAUACAAGAGCUUUUUUUACAUCUACAACAAUUCUAAUAUCUAUACCAACAGGUACAAAAGUAUUUAAUUGGUUAUGUACAUAUAUGAGUACUAAUUUUGGUAUUACACAUAGUUCAUCAUUAUUAUCUCUAUUAUUUAUAUGUACAUUUACUUUUGGUGGAACUACUGGAGUUAUUCUAGGUAAUGGAGCAAUAGAUGUUGCAUUACAUGAUACCUAUUACGUUAUUGCUCAUUUCCAUUUUGUUUUAUCUAUUGGUGCAAUUAUAGCAUUAUUUACAAGUGUAAGCUUUUUCCAAGAAUCUUUCUUUGGUAAAACAUUACGUGAAAAUACUAUUAUUGUAUUAUGGUCAAUCUUAUUCUUUGUAGGAGUAGUUCUUACUUUCUUACCAAUGCAUUUUCUUGGAUUUAACGUAAUGCCUAGACGUAUUCCUGAUUAUCCAGACGCUUUAAAUGGGUGGAAUAUGAUAUGUUCAAUUGGAUCAACAAUGACUUUAUUUGGUUUAUUAAUUUUUAAAUAA
Molecule: messenger RNA, 1251 nt
Organism: Plasmodium vinckei vinckei
Lineage: Eukaryota; Apicomplexa; Aconoidasida; Haemosporida; Plasmodiidae
Source: the annotation of a RefSeq genome assembly